Molecule: messenger RNA, 2195 nt
Organism: Folsomia candida
Lineage: Eukaryota; Metazoa; Arthropoda; Collembola; Entomobryomorpha; Isotomidae
Gene: Su(fu)
Product: suppressor of fused homolog
Exons: 7
Coding region: 515-1975 (486 amino acids)
Cellular component (GO): cytoplasm; nucleus
Molecular function (GO): transcription factor binding
Source: RefSeq, a predicted model, not a curated record
CUCUCGACAACAGUUCUUCAACACAAGUGAUACAACUUGUAUCCAAAGUGUACACAAGCCAAUCGACGAGUUACGAAGUCGAACUAUAAAAAAUCAAAUGCACUCAUUCUCCUAUGUAUGAGUUGCCUUGAUUGAAGUAAUGCAUUGUCACAAGCUAAAUAUUAAGUUGUAAUUAAAUUCAGCGGAAUUAUAUUAGGAAUUAAAGUAUAGAAAAUCGAUAAUAAAGUCUGUGUAUGAGUGAAAGAGUUCGAUACGACUCGUCUCAAUUUCAAUUUCUUCUCAUCAUUUCGCUUCAUUUUAUACAGAGCACAGUUAUAUUUGACAAAAUUAUUCGGAAAUUGGAAUAUUUUCCUUGGAUAAUUGAGGUCUAAAGUUUCGAAUGACUUCUGAACAAGUGUUGAACACCUGUUGCAGACUUACUUUAAUUACUACGCGUGACUGGUUUGGUUGAAGUACUUUAAGGUUAUCCAAAGAGAUUUUGGGGCGGGUGUGGUGUGGAUGCAGACAAAAUAUAAUGGAGCGAUGCGGAUCACCAACGCCGUGGGGUUUGGAAGAAGAACUUCACGAAUUGCCAGCUUGUCACAAAAGUUAUCAUGCCAGUUUACUACAUCGAUUUCAGCAAGUUAACCAACACUGCGACCUGUCCAUCAGAGAACCCGUUACGUUCAACAGUGUCAAUAAAAUUCGGUUCGGGGGUCAAGACGUGCUGGACUAUGUGGUGUGUUAUGCCACAAGGGGAAAUCCGGUCGAGAACGUGCCAGAUCAUUGGCAUUAUGUGUCAUUCGGGCUGUCCGACAUUCAUGGCCAUGACGCCAUGCAGGACAACCCACUGCCAGUGACGUCAGGCUCACGUGUGUCUGGGCUAGGUUUCGAACUUACAUUUCGACUAGAAGCAAAGUUAGAAGCUGUCGGAGACCCUCCAGCGUGGCCGGUUGACUUGUUGCAGAAAUUGGCCAGAUAUAUACAUGUAACGCCGGACUGUAUAAUAGUUCCUGGGGAUCAUAUCACUUGGCAUGCCCCCCUUCACGGCAACCUUGACGUUGAUUGUGAAAUAAAUCACAUGUUGGUUGCUCAAGAUGUGUCAAUUCCAAAAUUGGAAACCCCAACUGGAUGCGUCGCAUUUCAUCAAGUCGUAGGCGUCACCUAUUCAGAAGUUCAAUUGGCACAGCGAUGGAAUGCGACCUCUUUGAUGAAUCUAUUCAGGGAGCAGGACGAUCUCGGAGGCUCAGCCCUGGUGACAGAUAUUUUCAGGAAGAAAGCCAUACUAGAGUUGCAUCCAAAUCUGGAAGGGUCGAUAACAUUUGGAAUACAGAAAGACGGAUCGGACUUAAAUGGCGUAGGAGGAAGGGCUUUAUGGACACAAAACGCUAGAUUUUAUUGCCACGAGUCUCACUGGUGGGCGUUAAGCGAGUUUGAACGGAGACAGUACAUUUUGUUCGAAAGCAGUUCUCCGUCCUCCAUCACGACGUCGAAACAUCAGAAGGAGCAUAUGAGGAAAUCUUUGACGCAAAAUGACAUUGAACAAAUUUCAAACCUUCUGGAAAACGCUAGAUUAGUAGAGGACGAGAAAAACGAUGACACGAAUCAGCACGACCUUCCACCUCAGAUUAAAGAACGGAUCAUAUUUCCAAAUAAAGUGCAUUUAACGAUGAGUCCGGAGACAGGAAGAUUGUUGCCCCUUGCUCUCAGGGGGAGGGUUGACCACAAUCGACAUUUCACUAUAAAAGACACCACCAUGGAGGAUGUCAUCACAUUCGUCCCCAACGGUAUGUCGGGUUCAUUUACAACCGAUAGCUGCCCAUUUGCUGCUUGUGGACCUUGGCUACAUAUUCAGUUAGAUGAAGUUGCUCGCAAAAAUAUUUCUGAAGACGUUGAAUUUUUGUUUUCUUCCGAAGCAGUCAAUCCUGAAUUUCCAAAAUUCCUCGCUUGGCCGGAAGCCAACCUGGCUUUGACAAUUCUCGACAUCAGAGACUGAUCACACGCUUCGAAAUCGACUUCAAAUCAGAGUACCACCAACGAACUUUUCUCAUUCUUUUAUAAUUUUUAUAUAAGCUGCAUUUUUACCCGCAGUGUAAAUAUAAUAUAUUUUAAGUAAACCUCGCAUAGUUUUAUUCAAUAGCGGUAUGCUUUUAUGUAGUAAAUAUUAAUAUGUGUAAACCACCAAUCAAAGAAUAAAGUCACAAUACUUCCGAUCA